AUGGCCAACCUGAAAAUUGAGCUGUCGAAACUGGACAGUGAAGCCUGGCCCGGGGCGCUGGAUGUUGAGAAGGAGAAGCUGAUGCUGAUUCACGAGAAAGAAGAACUUCUGAAGGAGCUCCAGUUCGUCACUCCGCAGAAACGCACCCGAGACGAGCUGGAGCGCCUGGAGGCCGACCGCCAGCGGCUGGAGGCGGAGCUGCUGUCCGUGCGGGGCGCCCCCAGCCGGGCGCUGGCUGAGAGAUUGAAACUGGAAGAGCGAAGGAAGGAGCUGCUCCAGAAACUCGAAGAAACGACCAAAUUAACUACUUAUCUGCACUCAGAGCUGAAAAGCCUCUCCGCCAGCACCCUGUCCAUGUCGUCCGGGAGCAGCCUGGGCUCCCUGGCCUCCAGCCGGGGGUCCCUGAACACCUCCAGCAGGGGCUCGCUCAACUCCCUCAGCUCCAGCGAGCUCUACUACACCAGCCCGGGCGACCAGCUCGACGUGGACUAUCAGUAUAAACUGGACUUCCUCCUGCAAGAAAAGGGCGGUUACGUACCUUCCGGGCCCAUCACCACCAUCCAUGAGAACGAAGUGGUCAAGUCCCCCAGCCAGCCCGGCCAGAGCGGUCCCUGCGGGGCGGCCGCCGCGGGCCCUGCGCCCCUGCCGACCGAGGCCCCCAAGUCUGUGACGUCCCUGUCCUCGCGGUCCUCCCUGUCCUCCCUGUCCCCUCCGGGCUCCCCCCUGGUGCUGGAAGGCACCUUCCCCAUGUCUUCCCACGACGUCCCUCUCCACCGGUUCACCGCCGACUUCGACGACUGCGACGUGAGCAGCCACUUCGCAGACAUGGGCCUCGGCGACAGUCAGAUCCUGCUGGACACUGACGCCGGAGGCGCGUCCCAGGCCCUGUUAGAGGACAAAGACCUGCGCGAAGGCGCCAGGGAGCCCUUCUACGAAGGCACUGCAG
Molecule: messenger RNA, 946 nt
Organism: Myotis lucifugus (little brown bat)
Lineage: Eukaryota; Metazoa; Chordata; Mammalia; Chiroptera; Vespertilionidae
Product: protein WWC2-like
Exons: 3
Biological process (GO): negative regulation of organ growth; regulation of DNA-templated transcription; cell migration
Cellular component (GO): cytoplasm
Molecular function (GO): kinase binding; molecular adaptor activity
Source: RefSeq, a predicted model, not a curated record